CACGGUCGCCAUGUUUAUCAUGUUUGUGUUACACGAGCAAAGUACAGAGUUAAUGUCGGGUUAAAAAAAAGACUUAUUACAAGAACUCGAUGUAAAUAAAAAGCAUUUUUUAUGAUAUGUGAAAAUCAGAAGAAGAUGAUAUCAACAGGAUGGAUGGGAAAAGCGAAACAGUCAAGCUACGAUUGGCUGUAUGUGCGGCUGGUCACAGAGGUAGGGUGCAGGGAUUGCUUGAUAUGCUCUUACGCAUUUACCCUGAAUUAGAAGUCGAAUACCAUGAACUACCGUACAAUCGCAAUGAUAUUGAUGAUUUCAAGUUACCAUCCGAUACCAACCUCGUGCUACUAUGUCAUUCUAUCGGGAACAGAAGAAUUGUCAUCACUGAUGUCCAGGGCGCCCUCUACGAUGAAUUCCUGAACUACACUGCUGAAACCGUCGGUCGAGACAGGGUAUGUAUUAUAGUCCACGACUUUACAUCAAUCGAAGAUUUGAGCAAACCUGAUAGGUACAAACUGAAGAUGGAACAGUUGAGAAAUCAACAAGGUAAAGCCUUUAAAAACUCUUAUCUUGUCAUGAUGUGUGGUAAAAUUUGUGGACCAGGCGUUCAGUUACUGCAAAGAAACUUGAACGACUUGGAUGUAUUCCUGAGGAAUGCGUUCUUGGAAGUGGAGGUUGCGACGUCCAACCUUAGUUUCGGACACAAUGGAAGAAGGACCGUGCUGUACCAACUGUUUGCAACAUUGUCAUAUCUGGGUAAAUUACUGAUAAAGGCCCGAGACAAAGGCCCCAGUAAACCGGAUCCAGUCCGGGCCAUAACAAGGGCUUCAGCCCGGAGUAUGGCACGGGCUGCAGCUCAACAAAAUAUAACCAUGGCAACGCUAAAAUCGGGGCUUUGAUCCAUUCCUAGACUUGUUUCAAUUCUUGGUUGACCCGUUCACUGUGUCAAGUAAAUGCUUUGGGCCCUUUUGGGAAAAGAAGGUCAUUGAUGUAAGCAAGAAAAAGAAGCGGGUCUAAUAUUGAGCCUUGUGGGAAUCCACAUGAAAUUAAUUUGGUAGUGAAAUUAUGCGCUAUCAAUCUUAAUUUUGUUUACAUUAUGCGCAACUUCUUAUUUUCAUGUAUUCGACCUAACCGUGUAAAUGAAAAUAAUGAAUGAUUAUGUGCGCCCCCAUACCAUGCAUACGGUGCGCUGUGACGACUUGAUUGCGAGGUAUAAAAAUGAACGUAUUUUCGGGUAAUAUGUCAAGCAAAAUCGACUCUAACAUAAAAACGGGCAGCUAAAUCUAGUAUCAACAAAAAGCUUAGACUUUGGGAAAAAUGAUGGUCAUAAAAUUUAGACGGAAAUCUAAACGUUUCAAAUGUAAAUGCAAAAAAACAUGGAUUAUCAGCCUAUUUUGAGGAAUAACCAUCCUAUAAACCACCUGAAAUGUGUCUUUUAUCUACGUUUAAUCCUUUCACACGAAAAAAAAUAUAUCAGGAUUAUGUGGAAGCCAUUUCAGAUUCAUACAUUAAAAACCUCCUGUGAAAUGAAUUGUGUAUCAUUUAGGUUGUCAUUAUACGAGGCAACUCGCAAAAUGUCAUAUUUUACGAUUUCAAACAGGAAAUUAACAACCUUAUGGAAUGUAAUAUUUUGCAGAGGUAUUCUUCAAAGUGUUGUUUUUCAGCUGGCCAUG
Lytechinus pictus (painted urchin) is the source of this 1667-nucleotide messenger RNA. RefSeq lists its product as uncharacterized. NCBI's taxonomy places the organism in Eukaryota, Metazoa, Echinodermata, Echinoidea, Temnopleuroida, Toxopneustidae. The transcript has 3 exons. The record is from RefSeq and is a predicted model, not a curated record. The coding region runs from base 150 to 893 and encodes 247 amino acids.